This is a messenger RNA of Sinocyclocheilus anshuiensis, 632 nucleotides long. RefSeq lists its product as uncharacterized. The transcript has 5 exons. The annotation marks the transcript as partial. The record is from RefSeq and is a predicted model, not a curated record. NCBI's taxonomy places the organism in Eukaryota, Metazoa, Chordata, Actinopteri, Cypriniformes, Cyprinidae.
AUGAGAAGAGUUUAUCUGCCCCACAGUAACGAGACUCUCCUGUCCGCUGGACUCGUGAGCGCCCCCUGUAGUGUGGACCUGCAGCAGUACGCUUGCUCUUCGCUGACAGGCUUCACUGCUGGAAACCUGGCUGGACUCCUGAAGUGUCAACUAUCCAGCAGCAGCAGUUACUCCAAGGAGAUCUGGAAACUGCUUUUCACCAAAGCAAAUGAUGUUCUGGACGAAGCCCUCGUCAUCUUCUCCAGCGCAGCAGCAAAUAUGUCUCAGACAAUCAGAGGUGAUGUUGUGUCCCAAGUGCUGGAUGUGAUUGGAGAGCUGAGACAAGAGCGCAUCAGUCCUGACCAAUGGAGAGACCUCCCUUUCAUCAGCAUGUUGUUGGGUCAAUAUCUGAAGCCGUUUUUACCGUUUGCGUCAUCAUCCCUACUGCAGUGCACUAGCAGCAAAAACCUCAGCUGCCAAACUUACCAGCACAUUCUGUCAGAGGUCACACUCGUCAAUGAGUCUCAAGGAAGAAACAUGGUGAACUUCUUCAUCCUGCCCUUCCUCAGAAGAAACACAACAGAUGCGGGCUGUGUGUUGACUGCUAACAACAGUGUUGAGUGGCUGCAGAAGAACUUUGGCCCAUUCUCUCA